GAGAUACCUGUCUAAGUUAUCAAGAAUGUACAAUGUGCUUAAAUAGUUGUACAUCGCCCAUCGAGAAAAGAGUAGAAUUUGUAGUAGUUAUAUACUCCUUAUUUGUUUUCACUUUGUCAUGUCUCGCAUCAUGGUGAUGUUUGUUUCACUAAUUUGUAAAGUUAAAUUAAAUUAAUUUAAUGUAACAUUUUAAAUUUAGUACAAUCCUUUUUAAAAUAUUGAUCAAAAUUCAUUGUGUUUCAUUCUCGUAAACCUAAUAUAAUAAGGAAAAUUGAACAGUAGUAGAGUAAAAUUGAACAGUAGUAGUUAUUGUGUUUGUAUUUUUGUCUACUAAAAUAAAAGCAGUAAAAUCAGCCAGCACAUAGAGAGAAUUUCAGUGCAUUUUCUUCUUCAGUAUAGCAAUUAAGCGAUCGCAAUAGCAAAGGAAGUGUAAUGGCUCCAGUGGCACCCAGAUCCGGAGACGUCAUUUUCGCCAACGUCGAACGAGUGAACGCAGAGCUUUUCACUCUAACAUAUGGAGCGAUCGUGCGCCAACUGCUCACUGAUCUAGAGGAAGUUGACGAGGUCAAUAAACAGCUUGAUCAAAUGGGUUAUAAUAUAGGAGUCAGGCUCAUUGACGAAUUUCUAGCAAAGUCUAAUGUUUCGAGGUGUGUUGAUUUCAAGGAAACAGCUGAAGUCAUUGCCAAGGUCGGCCUCAAAAUGUUCCUAGGAAUCACUGCAACGGUGACAAAUUGGGAUGUUGAGGGAACAACGUGCAGUCUAAUUUUGGAGGAUAAUCCCUUGGUAGACUUCGUUGAACUCCCUGAUACCUGUCAAGGCCUAAAUUAUUGUAACAUCUUAAGUGGAGUAGUCAGGGGAGCACUGGAGAUGGUGUCGAUGAAAACAGAGGUCACAUGGCUUCGUGAUAUGCUCAGAGGGGAUGAUGCAUUUGAGUUGCAGCUGAAGCUUCUGAAGCAAGUUCCUGAGGAGUACCCUUACAAAGAUGAUGAGUGACAUGCUUUUUGAUGCUUGACAUUUGCAAAUGCAAUACAAGAAGAUUCCUUUCCAGCCUUGGGGGAUUAUCUCGAAGUUUUUCUGUUGUUUUAUUGGUCUUCCAAAUUUUCCAUUGUGUUAAAGCAAUUUAAGAUCGAUCUCCAACUUUGCUUUGGCUAUUCUUAGGUUCUUGUGCCUUGGUCGAACUUUAGAACAGAAAGAUGUUCUCAUCAUGUUUAGGAACUUUUAUAUUGAAUCAAAAUGACCAGUGCAUUUUUAAAAGUCUAAA
This is a messenger RNA of Capsicum annuum, 1261 nucleotides long. RefSeq names its product trafficking protein particle complex subunit 3. The transcript has 5 exons. The record is from RefSeq and is a predicted model, not a curated record. NCBI's taxonomy places the organism in Eukaryota, Viridiplantae, Streptophyta, Magnoliopsida, Solanales, Solanaceae. Gene Ontology annotation, biological process: endoplasmic reticulum to Golgi vesicle-mediated transport; intra-Golgi vesicle-mediated transport. The coding region runs from base 433 to 993 and encodes 186 amino acids. Gene Ontology annotation, cellular component: TRAPP complex; cis-Golgi network membrane; cytosol.